Molecule: messenger RNA, 6517 nt
Organism: Eriocheir sinensis (Chinese mitten crab)
Lineage: Eukaryota; Metazoa; Arthropoda; Malacostraca; Decapoda; Varunidae
Gene: Lerp
Product: cation-independent mannose-6-phosphate receptor-like
Exons: 4
Coding region: 162-4043 (1293 amino acids)
Biological process (GO): lysosomal transport
Cellular component (GO): late endosome; trans-Golgi network; plasma membrane
Molecular function (GO): insulin-like growth factor binding; D-mannose binding; signaling receptor activity
Source: RefSeq, a predicted model, not a curated record
AUUCUUGUUUGCCCUUUUCAAGGAACUGAACAUCCAGGAAAGAACUUUCGUUCAGUGUUACCACGCCGUGAUGAGUCACUGGUGGCAGUCAUGUGACGGUUCACACGACGGGACGGUCCCUCCAGUGCUUUGUCACGCCUUGGGUUUAAACCGCAGGCGAUAUGGCCGGGAGCAGGUUGUUGUUUGGAGCCUUGGUGGUGUUAUCGCUAUCACUGCCAACGUUCAGUGAAGAGUCACCAUGCACUGUAGUGGUGGGUCAACGAGAAUACGACUUCAAUGCCCUGGCCGCUCAGGAUCACUGGCAAGUGGAGGAUGUUGCCCACGUAGAAAGAAAAAUAUAUCUCAGUUUAUGUCACCCGCUGAGGAACGCCCCGGCUGGAUGUGCUGGUAAUGCAGGUGUCUGCAUCACUCAGGUGAUGGCCUCAGGCGACAUUAAUGUCACUGCGCCCAACGCUGGACGGGUCUCCCCUGUUGGACCCACAAUACCUGAAGGACAAGUUAUGGUUGAAUAUGUUAUGGAAAGCGAAGUUCCAUGCCCUGUGGCGGAGGGGGAAACAUACCGCACGUCUAUCAACUUUAUCUGUACCCACUCACCUGAAGACGAGACUGGUCCUGUAUUAAUGAGCAACCCCAAGUGCGACUUUCUUUUUGCCUGGAUGACACAAGCCGCCUGCCCUCGCCGUCUGGAUGUAGUGGAAACCACGCCUUGCAGCAUAGACUUCCCAUCCUCUGACCACAAAUUACACUUGCAAACCCUGCGAGCAGAAACGUAUUAUCCUUUGUCCUCUGCUAAACCUCCUGGUACUUAUGAGGUCAAUAUCUGUGGUCCUGUUGUCAAUGGAUCAUGUUCUGGUGAGGAUGUGGCUGUGUGUUAUACACCAAAGGAUGGAAGCCCCCAAAUCCUAGCCACCACACGGGAUCUAAAGGUUAGGUGGGAAGACAGUACGCUGGCUCUAGCGUACCACCCAGCUGAUGAAAACAAGGGUGUAGAAGUGAGGUUCACUUGUGACCGAAAUGCUGCAAACACUAGGGUCUACUAUAUCACACAAAAUGCCACCUCUGUCAUCUUAGGGUCAAGAACUUCUGCAGUAUGUCCUCCCACCCCUACCCCACUCUGUGUAUUGGAUGAUCAUGCUGGCAAUGUGUAUGACCUUCGACCGCUCCACAGGACAUCGGACAACUGGGAGGUGCUGCAGUCAUCAAGUGAUGGUCAAGAGGUUUUGUACUAUCUCAACAUCUGUGGGCCUGUAAACCCCGCUAUGCCAUACACUUGUCCUUCGGGCCUGCUUGGUGCAUGCAGAGCUGGAUUAGGUACAGAGGCUUCCUAUAAUUUAGGACUCCUUACAUCUGACCCAGCCAUUAACAUUGAAGAUGGCUCCAUUACUAUCCUCUAUAGUGGAGGUGAUCCUUGCAAGGGAGGGCAAGAUAGCCAUUCCACCAGAAUCAACCUGAUUUGUAGCCAUACUGAAUAUGGUCCAGUCCUAGUGAAAGAGACCAACACAUGCGAGUUUGUAUUUGAUUGGUUGACACCUGUGGCAUGUCCUCGCCACUCUACUACUGGGAAUAAUUGUCGAGUUGAGGACCCUAAAUAUGGAAAUGUCUUUGACCUAAACCCAUUGAGGAAUAUCUACAGAGACUAUAAUGUCACCAAUGAAGGAGAUAUAUUUUCAGUCAAUUUGUGUGGUCCUCUGAUAUCUCCAUGUGCUGGAGAAAAUGGUACAUCAGGGGUAUGUCAAGUUAAUAAGGAUCAGCAGUUUAGUGCAGGGCAUUACACAACUCAAGUGAGGUUCAAUGAUGGGACCUUAAUGAUGAGUUAUACAAAUGGAACAGGUGGCUGUGAUGGCAACAGCACCAGAUCCUCUGAGAUCAUUUUCCUCUGUGACCAUGAAGUAAGUGGUAGAGAUGGUCCUUUAUUCUUUAGCCAACAUGGUUGCACAUCUAGCUUUUUCUGGAAAACAAAGCAAGCCUGUCCCCCUUUCCAUAAGGUUGACUGCACUUUAUACACUGCAGAAGGGAUGGUGUAUAAUCUUCAUGAAUUGUCUUCAUCAGACACAAACCUUGAAUAUUACACAACGGAUGGCAAGAAGUUCGUAUUCAAUGUUUGCAGAUCAAUAGUGCAUCAGAAAGGCAGUAGGUGUCCUUACAGGGCUGGUGCAUGCAUUAUUGACCGUACACACCACAACAGUUCUAUAAACAUAGGGGAGGUUCAAAGUGGUCCCUACCUGGAGAAUGGGAAGCUCAUGAUAAAGUAUUCUGGAGGUGAUCAAUGUGAGGGGGGCACACAGUUAUACCAGACACUCAUUGAGUUCAAGUGUGAUGAAGAUGAAACAUUCUCCUUUCCACGGCUUGUUGCUGAGGAAAACUGUACCUAUUAUUUUGAGCUGAAAAGUGCAGCAGCUUGUCCAAUACCUGUUCAGAACACCAGUCUCCUUCAAGUUGGGAGUGAUUGCACUGUCAGUAGUCCUAAUGGUUACAAUUUUAACUUAAACCCCUUGAAACAAGAAAAUGGAUACACAAUCAAGGACCAUAAGAAUCUUUCUAUGACUUUGAAUGUGUGUGCAGCUUUGAAAAAUUCAGCAUGUCCAGGAGACAAUAUUGGAGCAUGUACCAGCACUGGCAGUGCUGGUCAAGCAAAUGCAAAUCUUUAUUAUCUCCCAGAGCAUCUCUCACUUCACUAUACCAAUGGGGAGAAAUGUCGAGAAAACCUUAAUCGUUCCACUAUCAUCACAUUUGUUUGUGGAGCUGAGAAUACUACUGAAGGCCCAGUGUUGGUUUUUGAUGACAUUGUACAGUGUGUAUACUUUAUUACGUGGUAUACCGAAUUGGCUUGUGAAAAAAGAAUACCAUGUGUUGUGAAUACCUGGACUCACCAAAUUGAUCUCUCUACACUCAUCAAGUCAGUUGGGAACUAUGAGGCUGUGAACCCAAAGAAUCCUAGUGAAAAGUUUUACCUUAAUGUAUGUAGACCACUGAAUCAUAUUAUUGGCCUUAAUUGUCGGCCAGGGUCUGCUAUAUGUAAAUCCAGCUCAGGAGAGAACCCACUCAGUCUUGGCCAUCCCAGUGUGACACCAGUGCAUGAUGGCAGUGGAGGCGCCAGAAUAAUGUAUACCCAUGGAGCCAGAUGUCCUACGGUGCAUGACUACAACUUGUCAUCAAUGAUACACUUCAUAUGUGACCCAGGUGCAGGCAUGGGAAACCCAGUGUUCAAGGAAAUGACUCAUGAUUGUCAGUACCAGUUUGAGUGGCACACAUCAGUUGUAUGUGACACACCGUCGAAGAUAGAAGACUCAGGCCCACAGUGUCAGAUUAGAUUCGAUGAUGCCAAAACAAAUAUUGAUCUGAGACCUCUGUAUCGUCAUGAAGGAUAUCAAGUAAACUUCGGGAACAAAACCUUCACUGUAAAUGUAUGUGGGUCUGCAUGUAAUACAUCAGGCAGCUGCACCUCAGAUGGUGAUAGUUAUGGUUUGAGUAACAAGUCUGUGCUGCAGUGGGAGUAUGGCCAGCUCAGUCUGAAGUAUUAUGGAGGUAGCAUUUGCAAUGGGUCUGUCCCUGGCAAAAAGAGCUCUUCCAUAUUCUUUGAAUGUGAUAUGAGUAAAGGAUAUGGCUUCCCAGUUGCUGAUGAACUGAUGGAGUCCCUUCACUGUGAAGCUGUAUUUACUUGGAAAACAAAUGUAACCUGUAUUGAGGGGAUUUAUGCCACAGAAUACACACCUCCAGUAAAUGUUUCUUCAGUAAACAAUACUGCUGGACAGAGUAGUUAUUCCAGUGAUGGAGUAAAGGACAAAACUUCAGCUCACACCUCUGUAUCCGCUGUUGUCUCAAGCAUUUUGGUUGUAUCUGGAACUGUGUUUGUAGUGGCUCUUUUCCUCAUCAAAACAAGGCGUGGGAAUCACAUAUUGGCAUCAGCACGUAGACUCUUUGGAGUCCGUGGUUACGUACGUAGUGACCAGCCUCACGUUGAAAAUUCCACUCUGCUAGGAACUUCUUCCUCCAUUAGGAUUUUUAAAGUAGAUGAUAGUGAUGAUGAUUUGCUGAGGGUGUAGGUAAUGCCUUUUCUUUCAUAUCCUGGUAUACUAGUCAUUUACCAUUCUGUACCAUAGUUCUAUGCAGGCUCAGUUAUAUAUCACAGAAAACUUACUGGUAUGCUAAUAGAUUUGUAAUUAAAGUUCCUGAGGUUUGUGAUAUUAAUGCAUUUGCAUCUUUGAUGAAUUAUCCAUUAUAUAUGUUGAGUAAAUAUAAUUUGUAUUAUGAAUGAAGAAGUGGUUGUUAAUUGUAUAUGUCAUUAACUAAUGGAACUAGUCAUAACUGGUUUAACCUAUAGAUUUGUAAAAUUUUGCAAAUAUUUAGGUACACAUAAGAAUUGCUGGAAUUAUUAUUAGUCAUUAAAUAAUUUUUCAUAUGCGAAUGUAUGAUUAGAGUCAGUGCAUACAAUAAGUUAUUGAAAUGAACAUAUGAAACAUAGAUAUAACUUAGAGAAUAUAUAUAUAUAUAUAUAUAUAUAUAUAUAUAUAUAUAUAUAUAUAUAUAUAUAUAUAUAUAUAUAUAUAUAUAUAUAUAUAUAUAUAUAUAUAUAUAUAUAUAUAUAUAUAUAUAUAUAUAUAUAUAUAUAUUGUACUUAUUAUGUACUCAUUAGGUUUCAUCCAAGAGUGUAAUUUUUAAAUCAUAUAUAGUGAAACAUACAUUUAUUAUAUUUGAGUGGCAUUAGAUAGGGUCUUCAUAUUGUGUUGCAGUAAAGUUUCUCAAUUUGUAAACCAUAAGAACAUUGUCAAGUUAAACCCUUUGCUGUUUAAAGGUAAAGUUGGGGUCAUAUGCUAAGCUGGUCAUUGCCUCUGUGCUCAUGUCUCAUUGGCCCAUGAGCCUGUGGUGGGUGGGUCACAGAGACAGAGAUGUAACAUCUGGUUUACCACAGUCUACUUUCCCCAACCUUUUUGAAAAGGACAAAUGGCUGAAUAAGCCCAACACUGACAAUCCCAAGCUGGGAUCAAACCUGGGCCAGCAGAUUCAUGACUUGGUAUUCUAAUCACUACACCAAAGAGGUGCCUAUUUGCUGUUUAGUGUGCAACUUAGUUCUAAGUCAUAGAUUUCCUACCCUCUUUCAUGUCUUUCAGGCAUAGCCUACAUACUGUAUUGUUGUACCAAAGAGAAAAAUCCAUUUGAAAUAAAAAAAAAUCUAAUAUAUGUAGCUCACUAGUCACUGGGUAAAAGUUUGUGAUGUAUUUAUGAGAUUUCCAUUUGGGUACUGAACUAAAAACUUCACUCUCAGUUGGCAAAUGUAUUAACAGAUCUUAAAAAGGGAUUCCCACUUUCCCCACCCAUUUGUCAUAUGGGGUUUGGCAGGUACCAUAAAUUUCAGUACCCUGAGUACCAGAACUUGAAAAUGGUGGGAAUGGGAGUACCAGCAUCAGUACUGUCGAGAGACCAGAGGCAUAGGGUCGUGUUUAUGGCUCCGUAGAAGGUACUGGCUGCUGCUAGAAGUUCCAGUGUGGGGCAGACAGGAGAGGAGGGAGAGUUGGUGGAUGGGAGGAGAUAUAAUGAGGGGAGUUCUCCCUUCCUUUUCCUGCUCCCCAAUCCCCCUCCCCUCUUCCUCUCCCCCAUCUUGGGUGAACCUGUAGGAAGUGGUAGUGUUAUAUAUUUCUCAUGUCCUCUUGCUUUUUCUUAUAGUUGUUGUUUUUAAAUGUGUUGCUGCUUCUAUUUUGUCAAUGGCUGAUUGUACUUUAAUGUUUCUCCGCUUCUCUAGUUUUAGCAAUUUGAUUUUUAUAGUGAGAUUACAGUGGUUUUGUUUUCUAGUUUUACCACCAAGCACAGCUUCUUUCAGAAUUUUAGUAAAGUUUCAGUUAAUUUCUUCAUUGUCAAGAGCUGCAUGUUUGGUUUAGAUACUGAAUCCAUUUUCUGGUUUUCUGUUAUGCAAGUGGCUUUCUUAUCGAGCUAUUUCUUCUCAGGUUGAUCUUGAUUUUAUAUAUGUCCAUUGUGUGGUCACUACCAACAUACUUUUUUGAGGACUAUUGCAGAUUUCAGUAUGUCCCACUGGUUUGUGAGGAUAUAGUUAUUACCCCAGAAAGAGGUUUCAGUGUCCAUAUUCACAUUUUUUUAUUGCAGUUAUUAUUUUUAUGGAAUAAUUUUCAGCUAAGUCUACUACAAUUUGUUCUCUUUCAUUUUGUGAAUCUAGCCCAUGAUUUACUACUGAGCAUUAUCUUGCAAUUUUUAUUAUCUACUUUAGCAUUGAUUCCCCUAUGGUACCAUUAUGAUGGGCAAGCCCUUUGAAAAUGGUGUUCAUAAUUGAUAGAUUAUCUUCACAAAACUUGUCAAUGUUCUCAUUGUUUAACUAAACGUUAGAGCAUACAGUUAGCUUAUCUUUAUUUUGUAUAUUUUAUUUUUUUAUAUAAUUGAUACUACUUGCUCAUUUAUACUAAAUAAUAUGACGAAGUUAAUUUCUAGACUUCAGUUAAUUAAUAAUCCCACCCUGUGUUCCUGCUUGCUACCCUCAGGCUGGCCUCCCCAGUAAAAUGCAUGACUAUUC